Cygnus atratus (black swan) is the source of this 576-nucleotide messenger RNA. It is a transcript of the gene ANKRD22, whose product is annotated as ankyrin repeat domain 22. The record is from RefSeq and is a predicted model, not a curated record. The transcript has 6 exons. Lineage: Eukaryota; Metazoa; Chordata; Aves; Anseriformes; Anatidae. The coding region runs from base 1 to 576 and encodes 191 amino acids. Gene Ontology annotation, molecular function: protein binding.
AUGGGAAUACUCUAUUCAGAGCCCAUUUGCCAGGCAGCAUAUAAUAAUGAUUUCAAUGAAGUUCAGCUCCUUUUGGAUAAAAACAGCAAUUAUGUGAAUAUCCAGGACAGCUUCGGUGGAGAUACCCCUUUAAUUUGUGCAUGCAAACAGGGAAACAACAGAAUAGUUAGCUAUCUUCUAAAACGAAAUGCUGAUGUCAACCUCAGAAACAAGAAGGACCGCACUUGUCUGCAUUAUGCUGUAAGAAAACGGUUUACCUUCCUUGACUAUGUGCUCAUCAUAAUCCUCAUGCCAGUUUUGCUUAUUGGAUAUCUUCUCAUGAUCUCAAAAACUAAGCAGAAUGAAAACCUGAUCAAGAUGUUGCUUAGGGCUGGAGCUGAUGUUAAUGCUACAGACUUUUCUGGUAGCACAGCCCUUCACUAUGCUUGUGAAAUGAAAAACCAGGCGGUCAUUCCUCUGCUGCUUGAAGCUAAUGCAGAUGCUUCUGUAAAGAAUCAGGAUGGGGAGACUCCUUUAGAUAUUGCAAGAAGAUUACAGUUCAGCAACAUUGAAAGCAUGCUAAGGAAAACUUCCUAG